This is a messenger RNA of Talaromyces marneffei, 435 nucleotides long. RefSeq lists its product as uncharacterized. The record is from RefSeq and is a predicted model, not a curated record. NCBI's taxonomy places the organism in Eukaryota, Fungi, Ascomycota, Eurotiomycetes, Eurotiales, Trichocomaceae. The coding region runs from base 1 to 435 and encodes 144 amino acids. The transcript has a single exon.
AUGACGCCAACAGCAACGACUAUUGCUGUCGGGUCGACAUUAACGGCAAUUUCUACGGAUUCGUCGACACACACUGGUUUGUCGAUUACCCUGGCAGCCACCGCGACGAAGAUUCAAUCGGGUACCACUUCCACAAACUUAUUACCAGACUCUAGUACUGGUUCCAUAGAUGCACCCAGCAUCAACACCACAGCCUCUGUCUCGAAUAAUGGCGCUAUUGUCGGCGACAUUGUAGGAGGUGUUGUUGUCAUCGGAAGCUUGCUAGUAGCCAUAUGGUUUCUUCAUGGCCAACAUAAAAGGACGCCAGAAAAGCCGCCGGUCGUAGAAAUCCCACAGUCUACGAGUCCACGACCAGUAUAUCAUAAUCUCAACGAUGAUUGGAGAAAGAAAAGGUCAAGAAAUUCAGAACCAUAUGAGCUUUACGAUGGUCGGUAG